AUGAGUCCUUACCUCAUGUCAUCGUUGCUCGGUAGAAGGGCUGAAGCUGUCGUGUUGACUUCAUUUGUUUUAAUUGUAUCUGAAGCAGCCUCCGCUACUCUGAUUUUUUUUCUAGAAGAUGCUCCAAUACUUAUCCCUAACAAAUUGGACGAUAGUUGGAAUAUCAUUCAUACCACUCGGCACAGGCUUUUCUAUGAAAGGUCGGAGUUCCAGAGUUUCGGGGCAAGCUCAAAGCAGCGAUCUCGUUGUUGGGGCUGUGCAGUAAUUGGAGUGCCACUGGAAUUCGCUGCGGGAGGGAGAGGAGUGAGUGAGAUUGUUGUUGGGUUUGCGUUGGCGAUGGCGCCCAUUCGGCAUGGGUUGUGGGUUGCGCUGUGUGUGCUCAGCGCAGUGGCGGUAUGUCAGGGCCGAGGGCUGCCGCUUCUCGAGGCGGAGAUCGCCAUGGUGACCGAUCUCGAGGCUUUGGCCUCGACCUCGGCCGGGCUGUUCACGGAGAUUCUUGGGCACUCUCGCGAUGUCUUGCAUUUUGCUGGGUUCGCUGCGAAGUACAAGAAGGAAUACAAGACUGUAGAAGAGCUCAAGCACAGGUUUGUGACGUUUUUGGAGAGUGUGAAGCUCGUGGAGACCCACAACAAGGGACAGCAUUCCUACUCGCUCGCUGUGAAUGAAUUUGCGGACAUGACCUUUGAGGAGUUCAGGGAUUCAAGGCUGAUGAAAGGUGAACAGAAUUGCUCGGCAACUGUGGGCAACCAUGUGCUGACUGGCGAAAGCUUGCCAAAGACGAAAGAUUGGCGUGAAGAAGGUAUUGUAAGUCAAGUGAAAAAUCAAGCUAGCUGCGGUUCCUGCUGGACAUUCAGCACAACUGGAGCUUUGGAAGCAGCUCAUGCACAAGCCACUGGAAAAAUGGUUCUCUUGUCUGAGCAGCAAUUAGUAGAUUGUGCUGGGGAGUUCAACAAUUUUGGAUGUGGAGGAGGACUUCCUUCGCAAGCAUUUGAGUACAUUCGGUACAAUGGCGGAAUAGACACAGAAGAUUCAUAUCCUUACAAUGCCAAAGACAGUCAAUGCAGGUUCCACAAAAACACAAUUGGCGCGCAAGUUUGGGAUGUCGUCAAUAUCACUGAAGGUGCAGAGACGCAGCUGAAGCAUGCUAUUGCUACAAUGCGGCCAGUGAGUGUGGCUUUUGAGGUGGUCCAUGAUUUUAGACUGUACAAUGGUGGUGUGUACACUAGUCUCAACUGUCACACUGGUCCACAGACGGUUAAUCAUGCCGUGUUGGCUGUGGGAUAUGGCGAGGAUGAAAACGGAGUACCUUACUGGAUCAUCAAGAACUCCUGGGGUGCUGACUGGGGGAUGAAUGGUUAUUUUAACAUGGAAAUGGGGAAGAAUAUGUGUGGUGUCGCAACAUGUGCAUCAUAUCCCGUCGUCCCUGAAGAUCUCAAGGAGGGAGUGUAAAUGACUUACUUUCGCAACUGUAUACACAGUUCGUACAUAGUUGCACACUACUCUCUUCAUUAUGAAGGUGCACGUCGUAUGACUGGUAUAGGAUUCUGCGAUCAAGUUAAUGAAUUGCGUGGCCUUUCUGAGUAUAUUGAAAUUGAAAUAGCCAACCUGUUGUAGAAAAGUGUUGUAAAUAUUGUAACUCAGUUAUUUUAGGUUGAGUAGCUUGAUGGAAAUUGCAUAUUGUGCCAGUAAUGAACAAGUCUAGGUGAUACUUGGAUCUUAGUGCACUUGGAAAGCAAGGUUUCAUUUCUCAUGCAUGUGUACGUUGCUGUCUCUAAGAUGGUUAAUGCAAUAGAGAAUUUUAAGCGUAUUUUUACUCAUGAUCCAA
Molecule: messenger RNA, 1825 nt
Organism: Physcomitrium patens
Lineage: Eukaryota; Viridiplantae; Streptophyta; Bryopsida; Funariales; Funariaceae
Product: thiol protease aleurain
Biological process (GO): proteolysis
Molecular function (GO): cysteine-type peptidase activity
Source: RefSeq, a predicted model, not a curated record